Molecule: messenger RNA, 1530 nt
Organism: Haliotis rufescens (red abalone)
Lineage: Eukaryota; Metazoa; Mollusca; Gastropoda; Lepetellida; Haliotidae
Product: lipoyltransferase 1, mitochondrial-like
Exons: 5
Coding region: 303-1514 (403 amino acids)
Biological process (GO): protein lipoylation
Cellular component (GO): mitochondrion; cytoplasm
Molecular function (GO): lipoyltransferase activity
Source: RefSeq, a predicted model, not a curated record
ACUGGUGUAUUUGUUAAACUCUGCUGUUAUCCAUAGGUUUAGUGAGUGUGAUUUAGAACUUCUUCUUCUUCUUGCAUCAAUCUUCAGGACUUUCAGCCAAUCUUGAGUCUUAUGAGCAGAGGGGGUGAUCCCAUGGAACAGCACAGCCUGAUUAGGGAUUACUGGUAUACAAUAAAAGCCCUGUAACAAGAGAAGACUAGUUCCCAUGUGCGAAAUGAGCAUCAGUCGGAAAGCGCACGUUAAAUCUCCAAAAUUUAAUUCGCAAAGGAUCCCAUCGACCCAGCAGUUAGCCCCUCAUUGAAAUGUUGAUUCAUAAGCUACUUUGUUGUCCUAAAAAAUCAAGACUAUUUCUACGCUCUGUUUUGAAAGAGUGUACUCGGGCAUAUGACCUUGAACACUCCCAUGUCAGUCGACAUUUCUCAAGACAAUAUACAACAGCAGCUCCUGAACAUGUUGCGUAUGUUUCAAGAUCCAAAAACAUUUUUGAAAAUCUUGCCUUGGAGGAUUGGAUUUACGAAAAUGGAGAUUUAGAAAAUAAGAGCUACUUGCUGAUGUGGAGUAAUGGGCCUGCUGUUGUGACAGGUCUGCACCAGAAUACAUGGAUGGAGUGCAAUGUGGCUAGGAUCCUGGCUGAGAAGGUUGAUCUGGCCCGACGGAAGAGUGGUGGGGGGACAGUGUAUCACGACACGGGGAACCUCAACCUCAGCUUUAUCAAGAGUCGACGGAGGUACAACAGGAAAGAGAACUUGGAGUUAGUGAAGAGCGCACUAGUAUCCAUGUGGGAUAUUGAUCUUUCAAUCAACUGCAGAGAGGACCUAAUACUAGAUGGGUUUUUUAAGGUGUCCGGUACAGCAGCCAAGUUGGGAGGUCAUCGGACAUACCACCAUUUUACUCUCCUGGUGGAUGUGGAUGUGGAGCGACUCGCUACCUUGCUACAGUCGCCCAUGAUUGGUGUUAAAAGCAAAUCAACAGAGAGUGUUCCAGCAAAUGUUCGCAACUUGGUUGUGUCUGCACCAUCCAUAAACAUCCCAUCAAUUUUGCAAUGUGUUGGGGACAAGUUUCUCCAUCAUAACACACCACAGGGAAACUGUUCCAUACGGCACAUCGAUACAAUCACAGAUUCAGAUUUUCCAGGAGUUUCCACAAAAAUCGAAGAAUUGAAAAACUGGGAUUGGAUUUUUGCAAAAACACCUCCAUUCUCAAUCAUCAAGUCCUACACUAAAGUCAUUGAUGGACAAAAGGUUGACCUUGACCUCAAUAUUGAUAUAGUCAAAGGUAAAAUUCACAAAAUAAAAACGAAUCUUACUAGUGGAGGACAAACAGCAGUUAGCAAUGACACACAUCUUCAACAAUACCUCGUGAAGCUGACUGACAAGCCUUUGAAAAAACAAGAGUUAUCUCCUUUUUUUCAAACUUUAAUCUCCCUGGCUAAUUCUGGAUACGAGAGUGUGGUAUUAAAAUCCCAUGUUCAGUGGGUUUUGGAAUGUAUAAGAAAGUCAUUGCUUAGUGAAUAAAAGAUGCAGCUAUUUA